This is a messenger RNA of Fraxinus pennsylvanica, 408 nucleotides long. The record is from the annotation of a GenBank genome assembly. Lineage: Eukaryota; Viridiplantae; Streptophyta; Magnoliopsida; Lamiales; Oleaceae.
AUGAGGAAGAGGAAGUCCUUCGAUUGGAAUAAUUUAGGGAGCUCUGAUAGCAAGGAUGAUCAAGUAGAUGCAGUGAAUAGUGGUAGUUUAGAUAAAGUUUCAUGCGGCCAGAAAGAUUUUGGUUUAUGUAAAGAGACAGCAUCAAAUUCAUUACCAUCUAUGCAGUUACAUCAAGCAGCAUCGUUUUCUGGGGACAAGGAUUUAAACUGCACAAGUGAGAUGGAAGGUACUGCUGGUUGGAAGCUUUCAAAUAGUCCUGGGAAUUUACAAGUAAUAGCACGAUCAGCUAGAUCUUUGACACAUUUUAUGCCAGAUGAUAUCCUUGGCGUUACUUCUCCAAGACCUCUGUCUGAUGGGAUAUUUAAAUUGAAUCAUGUUACCAAUUGGAUUGUGUUGCCAUCUUUUUAG